AUGGACUCGUUACUGGCUACCGAACUCUCAGCGGAUACUUUGGCGGCGUUGCAAGCGCACCUCAAGACGCAAGAGGGGCAGAAAGAUGCGACAGUCGCCGAGGACUUCCGUCUCUCGCAGUUCUGGUACGACGAUCGAACGGGACGGGCCUUGGCGCAGGAAGCCAUCGAGCAGAGCAAAGAGAUGCGCAUUGCGUUCGUGAGCACGCCAGCAGCUUAUCGGGCCUUCGUCCAGAUCCAAGACGAGAGCGACUCUCGUGUUGACGGCGACCGCGUCUUCCUGUUCGAGUACGACCGUCGAUUCGACGACAAGUACGGCCCCCACUUUGUCUUCUACGACUACAACGAGCCCACGAAGCUGCCAGCAAAGUUUCACCGCUUCUUUGAUUAUGUGCUCGUUGAUCCGCCGUAUCUGAACGCGGACUGCAUGAGCAAAUUCGCCGAGACGAUGCGCUGGCUGGCGAAGGACGUCGAGGUCGUGCCGGGCAAGAGGGACAGGAUCCUCAACCCGUGCACCUUCAUCACUGCGCGCAUGCUUCGCCAAGACAUCGACGCAAAUUUGGGCUUUAAGCCGUCGGGGUUCACGCCGACGUUCGCGUCCAAGCUGUCGAACCAGUUUCUGACGUAUACAAACUACACAUCGGAUCGGUUUGGCCCAAGCGCAGAAGACUUUGGCGACUCGAGUGGUGACGAAAAGUAG
Hyaloperonospora brassicae is the source of this 699-nucleotide messenger RNA. NCBI's taxonomy places the organism in Eukaryota, Oomycota, Peronosporomycetes, Peronosporales, Peronosporaceae. The record is from the annotation of a GenBank genome assembly.